Molecule: messenger RNA, 3222 nt
Organism: Pogonomyrmex barbatus (red harvester ant)
Lineage: Eukaryota; Metazoa; Arthropoda; Insecta; Hymenoptera; Formicidae
Product: pikachurin
Molecular function (GO): calcium ion binding
Source: RefSeq, a predicted model, not a curated record
AUGUCAGAACUCAACUCGACGUCGCCAUCGACGAGCGAGCUCGGCGACCUCGUUGACGAGGCCGAGAGCGACGAGGCAAACGCGGACAACACGGAUGACGAGGACGCGGUCGAAGACAUCCUUUAUAUGCGUGGUGCCACCUUCACGAUACAUCUGGAUGCCCCGGUCGAGAAUUCCACCGUGAAUGCGACGAAGAUAAACGAGGCGAACGGCGCGGAUCGGAUCGAGCUGCGCGCCACGUCUCAGGGCCCAAAUCUGGAGCAAAAACUUCCAUCCACAAUGGAAAGCAUCGUGAGCACUGAACCAGCGUGUUCCUUGGACUGUGGACCGGCUGGAAAUUGUUAUAUCGAGCAAUCUCGCGGAGACGAAGUCGAUGUGGUGAUCGAAGACGACGACGACGACGACGGAACCAUGGAUCUCGAGGGCAAUACCGUGAACUUCAGACGAAAACAAGGGACGUUCAGACAAAGAUGCCAGUGUCCACUCGGAAGAGGUGGAGAUCGUUGUCAGCUCGAGGCUGAAGUGAGAUCACCACGAUUCACUGGAUCAGGCUGGCUAGCUUUUCCCGCCUUAAGGGCUGCUUAUAAACAUGUUCAAUUAGAAUUGGAAUUUCGGCCAGAAGCGUGGGAUGGGGUGCUUCUUCUAGCGGGAGAACGAGAUGAUCUUCAGGGCGAUUUUAUGGCCUUAAUACUGCACCAUGGUUUUAUCGAAUUCAGGUUCGAUUGCGGCAGCGGCGUGGGCACCGUGAGGAGUACGGAAACGGUGAAGUUGAACGAGUGGAACACCCUGAGUGUCUACCGACAUCGAUGGGACGCCUGGAUCCAGCUGAAUCAGGAGAAGAGGGUGGAGGGACGGUCGAAGGGCUUGUUCUCGAGAAUUACGUUCCGCGAGCCGCUCUUCGUCGGCGGGCCCGGAAACACGACCGGUUUGGAGCGACUUCCGGUGAGGACCGGAUUUAAGGGCUGCAUCCGGCAUUUGGAGGCGAACGAGCACCAUUAUCGCUUCCCAUUGGCCCCGCAGGGCGACGCCGCGAAUGGAUUCGACAUCGAGGAGUGCACGGCCGACAGGUGCAGUAAGGUGCCGUGUUCCCACGGUGGAAAAUGCCUGACAACCGGAGGCGACACGGCUGUCUGUCUCUGCCCGCUCGGCUACACAGGUGAUCUCUGCGAAACCCGGGUGGACCUGCAGGUUCCAUCCUUCAACGGAUCCUCUUACCUACGUUAUCCAGGAUUGGCGGACACGUCGCUGUCGUGGUUGGAAUUGUCCGUCACGUUAAAACCGACCGCGCCGGACGGCGUGAUACUCUACAACGGCCAUCACAGCGACGCUACCGGUGACUUUAUUGCUCUCUAUCUCUCCUCGGGCCACGUGCAGUUCACCUUCGACCUCGGAACAGGACCUGCCACUUUGAGAAGCGAAAAUCCGGUUCGUCUUGGCGAGUGGGUCGAGGUUCGGGUUUCCAGGACGGGUCGUUUGGCAUCCCUAGAAAUUGAGGACGAUCCGGCCCAGGAAAUCCUGGCGCCCGGAGCGUUCACGCAAUUAUCCUUACCGCUGAACCUCUAUUUGGGCGGCGCACCGUCCUCCGACAUGUACUCGCCGAAGAUGAAAACUACGGCCAGCUUCGUCGGCUGCAUUCAGACGAUCGUGCUGAAUAAUCGCGAGGUGGGUAUCCUGGCGGAAGCGCUGGGCGGGGUGAACGUAGGAAAUUGUGGGCACGCUUGCGAAGCCAGGCCUUGCGGGGAUGCAGAAUGCCGGCCCCUUCGCGAGCGAUUUACCUGUCGGUGCCGUCCAGGUGUACCACACCCUUGUCCUGCACCAGACGAUUAUACCCCGCUGGUCCCGCCGCCGGCAAGAGCCAGCAACAACGCCAUAGCGUCUGUGAGAUACGAAAGGGCUGUGCCCAGCUUCACCGGCAGCGAGAGCUACCUACAUUAUAACGAUGCCGACACAAUGAAAAGGAUAAUUAGCUACAGGGUAGACAUCAAUAUGAGAUUCCGCGCCAGCAGCAGCAGCGGCCUGCUGCUGUGGAGCGGCCGCCAGUCGGAUCCUCAAGAACAAAGGGAUGAGAACGAUGAUUUCCUCGCCCUCGGCCUGGAUCACGGUUAUCUCACUCUCGCGUAUAAUUUGGGUUCCGGGGAAGCCGUGCUGCGGUAUAAUCUCACGCGAUUGGAUGACGAUCUGUGGCAUCGUAUCAGGGCCGUUAGAAACGAGCAAUGGGCAUCUCUUGUAGUAGAUAGUGGUACUGGUGUCUCAGCAUCUUCCCCAGGGCAACUGAGACAACUAAAUACCGAUACUGGUCUUUACGUUGGCGGUGCGCCGGACAUCGUGAGGACAACGGGCGGCAGGUACACGAAGGGCAUCGUGGGCUGCAUCAGCGACCUCGUGCUAGACUCGGACUUCUCCGUCGCCCUGUCUUCGCCCGCACAGGCGACCAAUACACACUCAUGCAUCCCCUGAAAGAGAGAUAUCCGUGCCGUCCGACGUCAGGUGAUGUUGUCGGGUCCAUCCCGAAGCUAGGAUAUGAAAAUUUAAGGAUAACGUAUAUCACAUCGCGGUGAAGUAGCCGCGGCAGAUAGUGCUCCACGAAAGUGCAUCUGUGUGCAUCUCUCGAAUGUGCAUCCAUGCGCGGUCGCGUGUAAUAUCCUACGCGCGGCUCAUCACUUUUGUACAGACUCAUCCUUCCACGGGUGGAAACUCUCGAGAAGAUGGAGAUUGAGUGGGUCGGCAACCGACCAUCGUCGUGCGCGGCCAUGUCGAGUGGUAGGCGGUUUUACUGUAAAUAUUAAUAGGGCAAACCGAAAUACCGCGAAGAUAUCUAUCGCUUGCCUCGCGGCAUUGAUCCUCGGCGUUGCGACUUCCUAUCGAGUUUUAGUUUUAGUUGCGCGGCUGGUAGAAUAAAGUUCGAUCGAAAAACAAACUGUGUAAAUAAGACAACGGAAUGAUUUCCCGACGACAAAGUUAUCGAGAUGUCGAAAAAUUGCUGCGAAAAGUGAUACCCGUCGUAAUGCGGUUGAAUGAUUUUAAUCGUUCAUCAUUGAAAGCUUAGUUGACGCGCAUUGACUUAGUUAAAUUACAAUUACUAAAAAAUUACAAUUACUCCACUUGUGAUCAUGCUUCUCAAAAAGUCAGAUCAUUAAUAUAAGAAAGAAAUUAAUUUUAAAGACAAAUUUAUAUGAUUUGAUAAGAUUUCUGAAAUACAGCAAUGUGAUUUUAUAUAUAUAU